AUGGUCGGUUUUGAAAGAGAGACUGAAAUGCUAAUAGAGCAACUUGUGACAGGACCUUGGGAAUUAGAUGUGAUCUCAAUUUUUGGAAUGCCAGGACUAGGAAAAACAACUUUAGCUAAGAAAUUGUAUGAUCAUGAAGCAAUUUGCAAUCGCUUCGAUAUUCGCUUGUGGUGUUGUUCUUCCCAAUCUUAUGAUAAUAGGGCUCUCUUGUUUCAAUUAUUGGGUCAUAUUUCUGAGCUUGAUAGUACCAAAAAAAUGAGUAAUGAUGAACUAGCUGAGAAGCUCUACGAAAGUUUGAAGGGAAAGAGGUACCUUCUUGUUGUGGAUGACGUGUGGAGUUCUGAGGCAUGGGAUGAUAUAAAGAGACCUUUUCCAGAUGAUGAUAAGGGAAGUAGGAUUAUUUUGACAACCAGACUUGAAUCGAUCGUCACAUAUGCCAUGAUCUCAUCAAGUCCUCAUCACCUUCGUUUGUUCACAGAAGAAGAAAGUUGGAUGCUACUGAAGGAGAAGGUAUUCAGAGAAGGUGAUUGUCCCCAAGAACUCGAGGAGAUCGGUAUGCAAAUAGCGAGAAAGUGUGGAGGAUUACCCCUUGCAAUUGUAUUGGUGGCUGGUCUUUUUGCAGAAAAUGAUCAUAGGGAAGUAGGUUACUGGAAAGAAGUAGGUGAAAGUUUGAAGUCAAAUAUGCGAGGUUGCACGGGUAUAAUUGAAUCCAGUUACCAACACUUGCCCAUUCAAUUGCAAAAAUGCGUUCUCUACUUUGCUUCAUUUCCAAAGGACCAGAAUGUUCCUGUUAAAAAACUGAUGCGACUAUGGAUCGCAGAAAAUUUUGUUGAAGCCAGUACUGGAUCAAACAGCUUAGAGAUGGUCGCAAUGGAUUACUUGAUGAAUUUGAUUGGGAGCAACCUAGUGAUGGUGGGUAAAACAAAUUUCUCAGGGGAGCCCAAAGCCGUCCAUAUUCAUGACUUAAUACACGAAUUUAGCUUGAUGAAAGCUAAAAGGGGCAAAUUCUUGCUGAGGAUACAAAAUCAGCUGUAA
Molecule: messenger RNA, 1035 nt
Organism: Lycium ferocissimum
Lineage: Eukaryota; Viridiplantae; Streptophyta; Magnoliopsida; Solanales; Solanaceae
Product: putative late blight resistance protein homolog R1B-12
Exons: 1
Coding region: 1-1035 (344 amino acids)
Biological process (GO): defense response to other organism
Molecular function (GO): ADP binding
Source: RefSeq, a predicted model, not a curated record